Microthlaspi erraticum is the source of this 342-nucleotide messenger RNA. Lineage: Eukaryota; Viridiplantae; Streptophyta; Magnoliopsida; Brassicales; Brassicaceae. The record is from the annotation of a GenBank genome assembly.
AUGCUACGAUGCCUUGUGGGAAAUAAUAUCAAAUCAUGGGAUUCUGUUCUUUGUGCUGCCGAGUUUGCUCACAACCAUGCCGUCAACAAAAGCACGAAAUUCAGCCCAUUUCGCAUUGUCUAUGGUCUCGUUCCUCAAGGACCACUUGAUCUUGGUGUGACACCUGAUUUUACUCGAUCGCAUGGUCUGGCCUCAGAUUUUGUUGUUGAUCUCACGCACAUUCACACGCAAGUGCAUGACAACUUACAACUGUCUGUCUCCAAGUAUAAAGAAGCUGCCGACCGUCAUCGUCGUGAUGUUCAAUUUCAAGUUAUUGAUCUUGUUUGGGCAGUUUUAACUUAA